GAUUAGUCGCCAUAAUGUGCCUCUAAGCAAAGUAUUUCAGUGCAAAUACUAUAAUGUGUGUAAAUAAAGUUCAGCAGCAAUUAAAUACAUGUGAGAGUGUUAAACACGGAGCCCUGAAUGACUCAAUCUCUGUCAGUGCCUCACAGCCGGGUUACAGGGAGCACUGCCAUAAACCCCUCCCCCCUCCCCUUUUCCUUUAUAUCUCGGCGCUCAGGUGCGGCUCCUCACAAGGUGUUUGUGCCACAGAGAGAUGGAGCAGCAGCGCAGCGACACCGCGGGGAAUGUGGAAAUGGAACCACUGGCAAAUGGCUCUCGAACCCCUCCCCACGACCCUGAACUUCCAGAGAACCCCCUGGCCAGGGAUGAUGUAGAACAGGGGGGGAAGCUGAAGCCCUGGAGUCGGUGCAGACAGGUAUGUCAAGGCAGAAGAAAAUGGCACUGGACAAUAGGGGGGAUUUCUAGUAUGUUCAUCAUCAUCAUCCUCAUCACAGUCGUAUGCAAGCCUCCAGCAGGUGCCCUGGCUCAGAACAAUAAUGGGACAGUUACCGAUGGAGAGACAGUUGGCAAUGGAAGGACAGUUCCCGAUGGAGAGACAGUUCCCGAUGGAGAGACAGUUCCCGAAGGAGAGACAGUUCCCGAUGGAGAGACAGUUCCCGAUGGAGGCAAUGAGACUGCUACAGACUGUGAGAGACUGGUUUAUGUAUCCGACAGUGAUGGCUUCUUCCAGUCCAGCUACGAUUCCUGUGCCAGCAAAGGACAUGAACUACUGCAAUGGCACCAUAUAGAGCCAAUGAGACGCUGUAUUCCCACAGGAGAGGAUUUCUGGAUUUCUGGCCAACAUCAUUGUGAGCAGUGCCCGGUGUACAACACUCACAACGGAGUUUUUUAUUUGGAUUUCACCACAAUGCGACGGUUCCUCUGUGAUCCACGAUCAGCAGCACCAACUGAUGGCCAAUAAUAACCGUACGGCAGCAGGAGAGGAAACCUUGGACAAUGGAAGGGCAGAAACUGUAACAACCAUCGUGGGAAAGGAAAUAUGUU
Messenger RNA from Xenopus laevis (African clawed frog), 1041 nucleotides. RefSeq lists its product as uncharacterized. Lineage: Eukaryota; Metazoa; Chordata; Amphibia; Anura; Pipidae. Bases 251 to 958 code for a protein of 235 amino acids. The record is from RefSeq and is a predicted model, not a curated record. The transcript is spliced from 6 exons.